Paramisgurnus dabryanus is the source of this 2549-nucleotide messenger RNA. RefSeq names its product eukaryotic elongation factor, selenocysteine-tRNA-specific (gene eefsec). Lineage: Eukaryota; Metazoa; Chordata; Actinopteri; Cypriniformes; Cobitidae. The record is from RefSeq and is a predicted model, not a curated record. Gene Ontology annotation, biological process: selenocysteine incorporation. Gene Ontology annotation, molecular function: GTP binding; translation elongation factor activity; GTPase activity.
GUGAAGUGGAACCUCUGAACUGAGUUAGCUUUUACGUCAGGGUUUCAUUUUUAGCAGCGCAGGAAGAUCAGCUGCUGUCAAAUUUAAGCAAAGUUGCAGUACAAAUAAAGACGUUUAUCGCGUAAUUGAAAUGCUUAACGUUAAAUCAAAAAUAAAGUAGAUACUUGUAAAAUUUUACAGAAUUAAAGAAACUUGGUUUGUUGAAAGAUUCAUAUUGAGCUGUUGAGAUUUUGUUGCAGUCGUCAGUAGUUCAAAGUCUGCGCGUUCAUUCAGCGUAAUCAACCGGCGUGCUGUAUUGAUGGCAGAUCCCGGUAACAGCUCCACUCUCCCCAAAACGCUCAACUUUAACGUCGGUGUCCUCGGCCAUGUGGACAGCGGCAAAACGUCGCUUGCCCGGGCGCUUAGCAGCACCGCAUCCACCGCAGCUUUUGACAAGAACCCGCAGUCCAAAGAGCGAGGCAUCACGCUGGAUCUCGGGUUCAGUGCGUUUACAGUACCUUUUCCUGAACACCUAAGUGAAGCUUGCGGGGACCGAAAAUAUGAGAGCCUCCAGUUCACACUGGUGGACUGCCCGGGCCAUGCCUCCCUCAUACGCACUAUAAUCGGGGGGGCUCAGAUCAUUGAUCUGAUGAUCUUGGUGGUUGACAUUGUCAAAGGUAUGCAGACGCAAACAGCAGAGUGCCUUCUGAUAGGUCAGCUCACCUGCUCCCGCAUGGUGGUCAUCCUCAACAAAAUUGACCUGUUGCCUAGUGACAAGAGACAAGGGGCAAUUGACAAGAUGACUAAGAGGAUGCACAAAACUCUUGAGAACACUAGAUUUAAAGACUGCCCUGUGAUUGCUGUGGCAGCAAAACCAGGUGGUCCUGAGGCGCCUGAUACAGAGGAGGCACAAGGAAUCACUGACCUUAUAGAAUUACUGAAGGCCCAGGCCUUCCUCCCUCAUAGAGAUCCAUCCGGGGCUCUUCUUAUGGCAGUAGAUCACUGCUUUUCCAUCCGUGGCCAGGGAACAGUCAUUACCGGCACCAUCCUACAAGGAUCACUCAGCGUCAACGAUACUGUGGAGAUACCAGCUUUAAAGGUCACCCGCAAAGUGAAAUCUGUCCAGAUGUUUCGUAAGCCAGUUUCCAGUGCCAUACAGGGUGACCGGGUUGGUGUGUGCGUGACACAGUUUGACCCAAAGCUUUUGGAACGAGGUGUAGUAUGCACACCGGGUUCUUUGCGAACUCUGUACGCUGCUGUCAUAUCCGUCCAAAAAAUCGAAUACUAUCGCGGUGCCCUAAGCAGCCGUGCAAAGUUUCACAUCACCAUCGGACACGAAACCGUCAUGGCGCGCAUUUCAUUCUUCAAUCGAGUGCUUCCCGGGAACCAAAAUGGAGAUUGUAGUCCCGCCUCUCAAGACUCUUUCUCUUUUGCCUGGGAAUUUCACCACCUGGAUGAGUUUUUGACUUGUCAGGCAGAAGGUGAGAGACGGGAGCUACAGCAAUGGGCGUUGCUCGAGUUCGAAAGGCCGGUCACGUGUCCCCCGCUCUGCUUAGUGAUUGGGUCACGGCUGGACUCGGAUAUUCACGGUAACACAUGCAGGCUCGCCUUUCACGGAAAGCUGCUGGAAGGGUUCGAGGACAAAAACUACACGGAAACAGCGCUGCCUCGACUCAAAAUCAGCAAAAACAAGCAGAAGGAGGGGGCGGUGGAACGGGUGACUGAUGACUACACUGUGAUUGGUCGAAACCUGUUUAAGAAGGAGACCAACCUUCAGCUGUUUGUUGGUUUAAAAGUUACACUGUCGACUGGAGAAACGGGGACUAUUGAAGGUAGCUUUGGACAGAGCGGCAAGAUCAAAAUCAGAAUACCAGAGGGUUUGAAAGAAGAAACCAAGCAGCUUCUGUCCUCUACCUCUAAGAAAAAGGGCAAGGGUGGGACAAAAAACGAAUCUCCCAAAUCAGAGGAAACCAAACAUGACUCUCAGCCAGUCACCAUUCACCUAAACUUUAAACGUUAUAUUUACGACCCCCAUAAAAAAAUGGUGCAGUCGUGACACUCACAAUUGUGAUUCUGGGUGAGACCACUUAAGAAGAGUGCAAAGGGGAGGUUGCAAAAACCACAGCGUGCUGCCUAGUCAUAUCAAAUUCUGAAUAUAUAGUAAUACGGUGCGAGUUGGCACCUUUUGUUAUGUUUUCUUUGCGUGCAGAGCUUCAAUUAUUUUACAAAAUCUAUAUGAGAGUGAGAGGGGUUAUGCAUAAAGGUUUGUAUGUAUACACACAUUUUUCUUUCGGAAAACACACAUGUAUAAAUACUCAUUUUUCCAAUCCACAACUGAAUGUGUGUGCGCUAGUGCCUAUGCAAAUGUGAUUAUUUUUCAAUUAAAUAAAUAAAGAUAAACACAAGUUACACAACUAAAAAAAGCAAUGCUUAACCUUUAAAACAAUCUUAUCAUUGUUUACCAUUUUGCAUUACAUAUUUGCAUAUCUAUUCCUGCUUCAUUAUGGCAAAAAGCAACUGUACCUAAAUACUCAAUGCCACCUGUAUUAAACUUCCCUGUUUGUACCUGA